GCCUCACCGGACGCCAACGGCAGCGGUGGCGGAUCCAAUGCCAACUCCCUCACAGACAUCCAGCGUCACCAAAUCAAGCACAGGGAACUCUUCCUCUCUCACCAGGUCGAGUGCCUGCCGGCUACUCAUAUUCGAGGUGAGGCGUGGUAUUUGUGUCUACUAGAGGUUGACCUCUCCUUUUGUGUUCUAGGCCUGGUUGGCAAGUGCUCUGUGACUCUGUACAAUGAAGUGGAACCGCUCACCUCCUAUGUACAACGUGAGGAUGCCUUCUAUUACCGCCUCAUCUACGAUCCCUCGACUAAGCGGCUUCAGGAGGAUCGUGGUUCCAUGCGCAUUGGCUCUGAUUUCCAGUCUGAAAUCCAGCCACUUCUCAAAAAGGGUAGGCCUCUCUCCCUCCCGUCCCCCUAUCCUCCCACCUAG
Dibothriocephalus latus is the source of this 420-nucleotide messenger RNA. The record is from the annotation of a GenBank genome assembly. Lineage: Eukaryota; Metazoa; Platyhelminthes; Cestoda; Diphyllobothriidea; Diphyllobothriidae.